Messenger RNA from Cucurbitaria berberidis CBS 394.84, 1629 nucleotides. Its product is annotated as glycosyltransferase family 4 protein. The transcript is spliced from 3 exons. Gene Ontology annotation, cellular component: endoplasmic reticulum membrane. The coding region runs from base 1 to 1629 and encodes 542 amino acids. NCBI's taxonomy places the organism in Eukaryota, Fungi, Ascomycota, Dothideomycetes, Pleosporales, Cucurbitariaceae. Gene Ontology annotation, molecular function: GDP-Man:Man(3)GlcNAc(2)-PP-Dol alpha-1,2-mannosyltransferase activity. The record is from RefSeq and is a predicted model, not a curated record. Gene Ontology annotation, biological process: protein N-linked glycosylation.
AUGGGCGUCUCCUUCAUCCUUCUCUCACUACUCGUACCCAUAGUCCUCUCCGUCGUCUUCCUCCCCAAGACCCUGCGUUUCAUUGCCGAACUGGUGGGACAUGGCUUGCGUAAAUCUUCCCGUACGCGACGAGAGCUACUGCUGGCCAGAGUAGCGAAUGAAACAAAGCACUUCGAGCGGCAGCACAAGGAAAAGAGCAAAGAGGACGAUGACUGGGAAAAUAUAGCAUCUGCAGCUCUUGGCAGUGCGAUAAACGGCGGCAAAGCCGACAGCGAGUGGAAUGGAAUCGUCGGCUUUUUCCACCCUUUCUGCAACGCAGGAGGCGGCGGCGAGCGAGUCCUCUGGGCUGCGAUUCGAGCAACACAGAAGCGCUGGCCUGAGGCUGUUUGCGUAGUCUACACUGGAGACCACGACGUGGACAGAGCCACCAUACUCAAGCGCGUCAAGGACCGCUUCAAUAUCCAGCUGCACCCGCCCACCGUCCACUUCCUCUACCUUACAACACGCCAUUGGGUACUCGCCAGCACCUGGCCCCGCUUCACUUUACUGGGCCAGUCUCUCGGCUCUCUAAUUCUCGCUUACGAUGCCUUCCAUCUACUCGUUCCGGAUGUUUUCAUAGAUACCAUGGGCUAUGCCUUCUCCCUCGGUCUCUCCUCGCUCUUCUUCCCCACCGUACCGACAGGAGCCUACGUCCACUACCCCACCAUCUCAACAGACAUGCUCGACUCGCUGCAGAUAGGAGGACAAGGCAUCAACGCCGGAACGGGAGCAGGAUAUCGUGGUAUAGCCAAGAAGAAGUACUGGCAGCUUUUCGCGAAGCUUUAUAGCAAAGUUGGCAGCACUAUCGAUGUAGUCAUGACAAACUCGACCUGGACGCAAAGCCACAUCAUAUCACUCUGGGAACCCUACCGCAUCAAACGCAGCAAAGCUAACGAUAUUGACGUCGUCUUUCCACCCGUCGCAGUCGAAGAAGUCUUACAAGCCGUCGAAGUUUCAGAAGCAAGCGAGAAGAACCGUGGCCCUUACCUUCUCUAUAUUGCACAAUUCCGACCUGAGAAGAACCAUGAACUCAUACUCGAAGCCUUCGCCUCUUUCUUGCACUCCAGUCUCGAGACGGCCACCUACACAAAUCAACCGCCGACGCUCGUCCUGAUCGGAUCAGUGAGGAACUCGCAUGAUGAAAAACGUGUAUACAACCUACGGUUGCUCGCGCGCGAGCUCAAUAUCAAAGAGAACGUCGAGUUUAUUUGCGACGCACCGUGGCCCUUGAUGCUAGAGUGGAUGCGCAAAGCAAGUGUAGGUGUGAAUGGUAUGUGGAAUGAGCACUUUGGCAUUGGAGUCGUGGAGUAUCAGGCUGCGGGCUUGAUCUCAGUGGUCAAUGACUCUGGAGGGCCGAAGCUAGACAUUGUGGUUGAGGUGGAUGGGCAGCCGACUGGCUUCCACGCAACGACGGUAGAACAGUAUGCAGAAGGCUUCCGCAAAGCUUUCUCACUAUCACCCACGGAGACCCUUGCGAUGAGGCAUAGGGCGCAAAAGUCAGCAGAGCGGUUUACCGAUCGGGGUUUCGCGGAGAAGUGGUUGAAGAACAUGGAAACGUUAGUAGCGUUGCAGGUCGAGCGAGCCAGAUAG